Messenger RNA from Pyricularia oryzae 70-15, 717 nucleotides. RefSeq names its product acetylesterase. Bases 1 to 717 code for a protein of 238 amino acids. NCBI's taxonomy places the organism in Eukaryota, Fungi, Ascomycota, Sordariomycetes, Magnaporthales, Pyriculariaceae. The record is from RefSeq and is a predicted model, not a curated record. The transcript has 2 exons. Gene Ontology annotation, molecular function: hydrolase activity.
AUGAAACCUACCAUCCUCCUCGCCGCGACGACGUCGCUCGCUACGGCUGCGCCCUAUUUUGUCCUGACGGGCGACAGCACGACGGCGGUCAACGGCGGAUGGGGCGAUGGGUUCCUGUCGUUCCUGCAAGGGGGCGCGGCCGGCUGGAACACGGCCAAGAGCGGCGCGACCACAGCGUCGUUCCGGGCGCAGGGCCUGUGGGACGGGGCGGUCCGGAGGGUCCGGGAAAAGGUCGGCGAGUACAAGCCCGUCUUCGUCACGAUCCAGUUUGGGCACAACGACCAGAAGGAGGCAGCGGGCAUCAGCCUGGAUCAGUUCCAGCGCAACCUGGAGGACAUGGUGCGGGAGGUUGCUGGGGCCGGGGGUGUUCCUAUCCUCAUAACCUCCCUCACGCGACGGACCUUUUCGGGCGGGAGCGUCGUGCGGAACCUCGAGAACGAGAGGCAGCGGACCAUCGCAGCCGCGGCGGCCGCCGGGGCGCAGUACCUGGACCUCAACGCCAAGAGCACCGACUACAUCAACGCCGUCGGGGACGCCGACGGGCGCAGGUACGACCUGGCCCAGGGCGACAGGACGCACCUCAACAAGGCGGCCGAGGUGGUGUUUGGACGCAUGGUCGCCGACCUGCUGCUCGAGAAGAAGGGAGAGUUGCGGGCGUUUCUGAGGGAUAACAGCACGAUAAGCGACGCCAUCCGGGAUGGGAGGUUCGUGAUUUGA